CCAGCCCAGGCGCGGAGCCGGGUGCUGGGAAUGUCCCGGGCUGAGUUCGCCGAGACGCCCGCUCCACUCCGCCCGGCUCCGCUGUUGCCUUUAGGGCCCGAGGCUCGCCGCAUUCCGAGAUGGCCGAGGAGUCCGACAAAGCCGUGAAGUACUACACCCUGGAAGAGAUCCAGAAGCACAACAACAGCAAGAGCACCUGGCUGAUCCUGCACUACAAGGUGUACGAUUUGACCAAAUUUUUGGAGGAGCAUCCUGGUGGGGAAGAAGUCCUAAGGGAACAAGCUGGAGGUGAUGCUACUGAAAACUUCGAGGAUGUGGGACACUCUACGGACGCCCGAGAACUGUCCAAGACGUUCAUCAUCGGGGAGCUGCACCCGGAUGACAGACCAAAGAUAACCAAGCCAUCGGAAACUCUUAUUACUACUGUUGAUUCUAAUUCCAGCUGGUGGACCAACUGGGUGAUCCCAGCCGUCUCAGCAGUGGUUGUAGCCCUGAUGUAUCACCUCUACACAUCGGAAAACUAAACACAUUCUUAGAAUCCAAUGGAAGAAAAGACUGCUUUGGUCUGGGGAGAAAGAAACCACUGCUAACUGCUUCGACUGACAGAACCCUUCACGUGAAAAUAAUUUGCAUACUCCUGUUUCCCUUUCCUCCUACAUUAGACACAAAACAAACCAAAAAGAACUGUUCUGUUCUUUUACUCCUGAACUUUUAGAGUGUGCCUUUUUAUUUGUCAGCUUUGUUUUAAUGUUCCAUCACUACGUCACUUGUUUAUUGUGGGCACAAUCUUUUAAAACAUACCACCAUGUUUGGCUGUCUAUUUGGUGUAGAAUUGUCUUUAACAUUUGGAAUCUGAUUAUUUGAUGGUCAUUUACUGUGCUGAUCUUUCAGACCCAAGGUGUCUGUCUGAUGUGAGGAGGGGUGUCCUUGGGUCUCUUCUUGUGCUGCUUCAUCUAAUCGAAUAAUCAGGUAUUGCUUGCUUCCAGCGUAAUUUUUUUAAGGAAAUUAAGGAAGGCCCAGAAAUAAUAGCUUAAAGAUUGCUAAUAAAUGUUCUACUUGAACAAUCGAAUAGAUAAUAAAAAGAGAAAGUGGCCUACAAGACCUAGAAAAGAUACUCCGUCUCUUCUUUGAUUAAAAACACCAGCAACAUCAACAAAAGCCUGUGAACCUUGAGAGAACGUUACCACUGUCCCUUCUCUCAGCUUAAACAUUUCAUUCCGAAGAGAUUCUCAGUUAUACAGGUUCUCAGGUUUUACAGGUUCCUCCUUCAGAGGUGAAAAUUGUUUAUGUGCUCCUGUAAGGAAAUGUUGAUUCCCUGAUUUGUAAAGACACACAUUUGAAACAGGUUGUGGGACAUUUGGAAUCUGAUUUUUGAAGAAAUUUAGCUCUGGUGAUGGGCCAUGAGGAACUCUGGUGUGGACUGAUUCAGUCAUCCCAUCUUUGUUUAUUAUUCUGUGCCCCAUGCUUUUUUCCUUUGAAUGUGGAAACCUGAGAGAGGAAUUUAUAGACUUGAAGUACGUCCUAGUUAGCGAUGGUUGUCCAUUGGCAUGCUAACCAACUGAUGAGCCGUGGAGUUCUGCAGAAGUAACUAAACACAUUGGAAAGGGAUUUGUUUAAAUUACAGAGCAUUGAUUUUUAUUAUCAAUGACAUGUUGUAUCACCCUGUGCCUUUUUUGUCACUGAAAGUUCAAGUGAAUGUCAGAGGGCGGUGGGGCAGGUGUCUGUAUCACGUGGGAAAACACCUUGCAGAGAAAUCCUUUGUUCAGAUUUGAAUAAACGUAUGCCUGGAACACAA
Molecule: messenger RNA, 1795 nt
Organism: Hippopotamus amphibius kiboko
Lineage: Eukaryota; Metazoa; Chordata; Mammalia; Artiodactyla; Hippopotamidae
Product: cytochrome b5
Exons: 5
Coding region: 120-524 (134 amino acids)
Cellular component (GO): mitochondrial outer membrane; intracellular membrane-bounded organelle
Molecular function (GO): heme binding
Source: RefSeq, a predicted model, not a curated record